This is a messenger RNA of Alternaria atra, 858 nucleotides long. RefSeq lists its product as uncharacterized. Gene Ontology annotation, cellular component: mediator complex. The transcript is spliced from 4 exons. Gene Ontology annotation, biological process: regulation of transcription by RNA polymerase II. Gene Ontology annotation, molecular function: transcription coregulator activity. The record is from RefSeq and is a predicted model, not a curated record. The coding region runs from base 1 to 858 and encodes 285 amino acids. Lineage: Eukaryota; Fungi; Ascomycota; Dothideomycetes; Pleosporales; Pleosporaceae.
AUGGGCGACAUCCUCACCCAGAUCCAAGAUGAACUGGACAUGCUCCUGAAUCAGAUGUCGGCCGCUCUACGUCAAAUUCGCGAAAACGCUCCACCAAGCGUUCCCCCAGGCCAACCACGCCUCGACACCUUCGCCGAACUAGAAGCUCGCACCGCCGCCGAAAAUGCCCAACAAAACCCCACUACAGACCCCUCACAGCAGACAAUCGCUCCCCCACCCAGACCCUCCCCAGAACAGUUCCAAGCAGAUCUUAAGGAACUAGCACAGGACAUUACAUUGAAAGAGCAGCAGAUUGAGAGAUUGAUCGCGCAUCUACCAGGCUUAAACUGGAGCGAGAAGGAGCAAGUAGAGAGGAUGAAAGAACUGGAGAGGCAAUUGGAAGAUCUGGAGGGGGAGAGGGUAAAGGCAGUCAAGGACAAGGAUACCUUGAUGAAGAUGGUGGAGGAUAAGAUAACAGGCGAUGCAGAAAUACGACAGAACGUGAAACUCAGGGAUUACAGAGACAGCAAGAUAGUCGACCGACCCCACCUGGUCUCUACAGAAGCUGAGCUCAACACCGUUCUUGCCGAAUUUAUGUACAUCAUGUUCAACUACUUGGGAGACCAUCACACCAUAACUGGGUUGCUUGAAUUCGCUCGAGCCAAUGCGAAUGGCAUAACGGAACAGGCACUGGAGUACUGCAAUUGGGAAGGCAGACAGACGUUUGUGUCCUUCAAGGAUGGCAGGCAGGCAGUGACCAAUGGACAACUUCGCGUCCCUGCCACGCAUAGGGCGCUCAGAAGAGCUGUCGAUAAGCUGCUUCCGAUGGCAGAAGUGGAACUAUACCCAGAUGGACAACCAGAGACGGAGGAACUGUAG